AUGGAGCACGCAUUGGAGAUCCCGUUCCUGUACCCUGGUCUCGUUCGCGAUGUGCCGAACCCCAUGUUCUCAUCGAUUCUACACAGCAAAUAUGGUGUAGAUGGAGCGCUCCCUGAGAAGCAUGCCACGCAAGGCAAGCCGCUGGCCGUGAUGAUCCAUGGGAUCAACUCGCACAAGAACUCGCUUUUUUUUACGCCGCUGGCCCAGGUGCUGCCUAUGGACUCAUUCCGGUACGACAUGCGCGGAGAGGGCUUUACUCCCGGAGAUUCGGAGCUCAGCGACUACGAGGCUGCCGUGGACGAGCUUGCAUAUCUCAUUGACUACCUGCAGCAGCGAUUCGGCUACGUCGUCGAGAUGCUGGUGUGCCAUUCGAAAGGAUGUGGUGUCGCGUAUACAUAUAUGUCCAAGUAUUGCACGCUGAACUCGCUCAAGUACCAGCGCCCGCCGACAUUUGCCGUCAUGGCAUCUGCUCGCUACACCAUGACCACGUCCCUUGUCAGAUUUGACAAUGUAGAGGAGCACAUCGCCCAGCUUGGCUAUGUACCCGUCAAAAAAAUCGUUAAAGGCAAGAUGGUUGAGGGACGGAUGUACAAGGAGGAUAUUGAUCGCACUUUGCGAUAUCCGAUGGGACACCACGUCCAGCGAUGCCCUCCAUCUGUUAAUGUUUUUCUCGUCCACGGCACAGCCGAUGCCAUCGUCACUGUCGACCACUUGGCUGAUUUCGUGAAUGUACUUACUGGACAGCCGUCGCGCCCUGCAGGCUCUGUGUGCACCAACCUCCUCCUUGACUGCGACCAUAACUACAAGGAUGGAUUCCGCGCUGUUGUCGUCGAGCGCGUAUUGCACUGGCUGCAGAGCUGUGCGGCGAAGAUUGAAGCGCCGCGCACGCAGCCGCGCUGGACUGCUUCAAGCGGCAGCGGUCCCCGCGGUGCCUUGAUUGUUGUGGAAGGGCUCGACCGUGCAGGCAAGACGACGCAGGUCGUGCGCCUCUGUGAAAUGCUCCAAGCAGAGCUGAUCAAGUUCCCUGAUCGCACGACGCAGGUCGGGACAAUGAUCAACGCAUACCUCACCGAGCAAAGCGAGAUCAGCGACGAGGCGAUCCACCUCUUGUUCUCUGCGAACCGCUGGGAAGUGAUCCCCUUUUUGCUGCGCACGCUCAACGAGGGCAAGACGGUUGUCUGUGAUCGGUACGCAUUUUCGGGCAUUGCAUAUUCUUGUGCAAAAGGGCUCGACUUUUCGUGGUGCCUUGGCCCCGAUGUGGGUCUUCCUAUGCCGGACGCAACUCUCUUCCUGGACCUUGAUAAUAAUACCGCAGCCCAGCGCGGCGCAUACGGCGAGGAGCGCUACGAACGCGCCGAAUUUCAGGAAAAGGUGCGGCAGUCGUUUGGUUACGUGGAGCAAAUGGUGCUUCAAAACGGUGGCGUGUGGAACAGAAUCGAUGCUGCUUGCGAGCCGGACCAGGUAUGGGAAAAUGUCCAGGCCGCGGCGCUCGCGGCGGUGGAGCAUGUCCAGACCGUCCUGCCGCCGCUUGAGUCGCUCAAGUUCAAAAACGGACAGCUCGCGGCGGAUGCAGUGCGCCAGCGUCCCAGUUUGUAG
Messenger RNA from Malassezia vespertilionis, 1596 nucleotides. It is a transcript of the gene CDC8, whose product is annotated as dTMP kinase. The transcript has a single exon. Gene Ontology annotation, molecular function: dTMP kinase activity; ATP binding. Gene Ontology annotation, cellular component: cytosol; cytoplasm; nucleus. NCBI's taxonomy places the organism in Eukaryota, Fungi, Basidiomycota, Malasseziomycetes, Malasseziales, Malasseziaceae. The record is from RefSeq and is a predicted model, not a curated record. Gene Ontology annotation, biological process: dTDP biosynthetic process; dTTP biosynthetic process; dUDP biosynthetic process. The coding region runs from base 1 to 1596 and encodes 531 amino acids.